Molecule: messenger RNA, 1390 nt
Organism: Eruca vesicaria subsp. sativa (arugula)
Lineage: Eukaryota; Viridiplantae; Streptophyta; Magnoliopsida; Brassicales; Brassicaceae
Source: the annotation of a GenBank genome assembly
ACACGGCGAAAACACUUUUCCCCUUUUCACGAACCCUUUCUCUUCCUCUUCUUCGUUUCCACCAUAAACCGUUUCUCUUCCGUCCUUUCCAUCGGCGAUCCCAACUCGAAGUUCUUCGCUUCAAACCAAGAGACCGGAGACGAAUGGGAGCUUUUCAAGGAGAACGUCAGACCUCUCAAGAGAGGACGCAAUGUAAAUCUUCUCAACGACGCUCUCAAAUCUCACACCGACUGCCAUCGAGAAGAAGAGGAAGUUGAUUGAAGAUAUCAAAGAGUACGAUGGAUCCAGUGUAUAAAAUGGGUACAAGAAGCGUUUCCACCAGGUGGAGAGUGUCCGGGGCUAUUAGUGAUAUAUGAGCAAUGCGUUCGUAAAUUCUGACAUUACUAUGAACAAUAAAAGAUUAUCUAUCAAGUUCAGAGACUCAGUAAAGACAACAAAGAAGAGGUUUUGGAGAAAGCAGGGAAAGAUCUAGCAGCAGUGAGGGGACAAGACUUUGCUCAGUUAAUGAAAGAGCUUCAACGGACUGACUUCUGGAAGCUCCGGCGCGCUUAUUCCCAGGGGUUCAAGAGUAUGUUGAAGCUGCAACAUUUUACAAGUUCAGUGUGUCAGGAACACUCUCUAUUCUCGAUGAGAUUAUCUACUCUUUUACCUCUUAGUGACCCUUCUUUGGAGCCGCUGCAGAUCAACAUCCUUGACUAUAUUCUCGGGCUUGCGGAUUUGACUGGAGACCUAAUGAGGAUGGCUAUUGGUAGAAUCUCAGACGGUGAAGUCGAGUUCGCGCAGAGGAUUUGUCAGUUAGUGAGACAGAUUCAUAGGGAACUGUUCCUGGUCGUGCCUCAGGUGGAUGAUAGUUAUGAUAUGAAGUCAAAGAUGGAAGUGAUUCUUCAAAGUGUGAUCAAGAUAGAGAAUGCUUGCUUUAGCGUUCAUGUACAAGGAUCAGAAUAUAUUCCUCUGCUUGGAGAUGAUGCACCAAUGUCAUUCCUAUUAGGAGGUGCUGAUGUUGAAUGAUUUAAGAAGUUCCUCAGAAACCUAUUGUGAGAACUCUUGCUUCCUCUGACGUUUUUGUUGACGACGAAGAAGAAUGUACAGAAGACGGAGGAGAGAAGAAGGAGAAGAGUGAAACAAUUCAUCAUCAUCAUCAAAUGCUCUGGCGCUUAAUGAUGGCCCUGAGAUUAAGAAAGAAACAGAGCUGCCGCGAAAGAAGCCAUUAAGACAUUUCCCACCCAACAGCUUCGUUAGAUGAUGACGUUCAUCAUCAUCUCCACCAACAAUCAUACCAUAAACGAUCUUCUGAGUUUGAGUUUUGAGCUUUUAUCUAUCAAGUUCCUUCUAUUUUGUUUCAUGUUUGGAUUUGUUUUUGUGAUGUACUGAGGUUUUUAUGUACUAUGAU